CAGCUCUGCUGUAAUAGCAGGAAUCACAAACAGACCAAAAUGGCUCAAGCUCUAGUUCUACUAGUGUCGUUGCUGUUCUUCAGUAAUGUGGCUCACUGUAACUUCUCUCCCACACUUAUUGUGGACAUGGCAAAAAUAUUCAUGGACAACUACUGCUCGCCAGAAAAACUCACCGGGAUGGAAGAAGCUAUAGAUGCUGCAAGCAGUAACACAGAGAUCCUCAGUAUUUCAGAUCCUGCAAUGCUUGCCAAUGUUCUGACUGAUGGGGUUAAAAAAACAAUCAGCGAUUCCAGAGUGAAAGUCACAUACGAGCCAGAUUUGAUUCUUGCGGCACCUCCAGCCAUGCCCGACAUCCCUCUGGAGCAUCUGGCCGCAAUGAUCAAAGGCACAGUCAAAGUGGAGAUUCUUGAAGGCAACAUUGGCUACCUGAAGAUUCAGCACAUCAUUGGGGAGGAGAUGGCUCAGAAAGUGGGACCUCUUUUGCUGGAGUACAUCUGGGAUAAAAUUCUCCCGACCUCUGCCAUGAUUCUGGACUUCCGCAGUACAGUCACCGGUGAGCUGUCUGGAAUCCCAUACAUUGUGUCCUACUUCACUGAUCCUGAGCCUCUGAUCCAUAUCGAUUCUGUGUACGAUCGCACUGCUGAUCUCACUAUUGAGCUGUGGUCAAUGCCAACCUUGUUGGGAAAGAGGUACGGCACCUCCAAACCAUUGAUCAUCCUAACAAGCAAGGACACUCUUGGGAUCGCAGAAGAUGUUGCGUAUUGCCUUAAAAACCUUAAAAGGGCUACCAUCGUUGGGGAAAACACUGCAGGGGGAACUGUGAAAAUGAACAAAAUGAAGGUAGGCGAUACUGACUUCUAUGUGACUGUGCCUGUUGCCAAGUCUAUCAACCCCAUCACUGGUAAAAGCUGGGAAAUCAAUGGAGUUGCUCCAGAUGUUGACGUCGCUGCAGAAGAUGCCCUUGACGCUGCAAUUGCAAUCAUUAAACUUCGGUCAGAAAUUCCAGCAUUGACUCAGGCAGCUGCCACGCUGAUUGCAGACAACUAUGCAUUUCCAAGCAUCGGGGAAUAUGUCGCUGAGAAGCUGGAAGCUGUUGUGGCCAGUGGAGAAUACAACCUGAUCUCUACGAAAGAAGACUUGGAGGAAAAACUUUCUGAGGAUCUCCUAAAACUGUCAGAGGAUAAGUGUCUGAGGACCACCAGCAAUAUCCCUGCACUUCCUCCAAUGAAUCCCACACCUGAGAUGUUCAUUGCGCUAAUCAAAAGUUCCUUCCAAACUGAUGUUUUUGAAAACAACAUUGGCUACCUUCGCUUUGACAUGUUUGGAGAUUUUGAGCAUGUUGCGACCAUUGCUCAGAUCAUAGUGGAACAUGUCUGGAACAAAGUGGUUGACACUGACGCGCUGAUUAUUGAUCUGAGAAAUAAUAUUGGUGGGCAUGCCUCCUCCAUUGCUGGCUUUUGCUCCUACUUCUUUGAUGCUGAGAAGCAGAUUGUUUUAGACCACAUCUACGACAGACCCUCCAAUACCACACGAGAUCUUCUGACCCUCGAACAACUUACAGGCAGGAGAUAUGGCAGCAAAAAAAGUGUGGUAAUCCUCACCAGUGGUGUGACCGCCGGUGCCGCUGAAGAGUUUGUUUUUAUCAUGAAGAGGUUGGGACGUGCAAUGAUUAUUGGCGAGACGACCCAUGGAGGCUGUCAACCUCCAGAAACCUUCGGUGUGGGCGAAAGCGACAUUUUCCUUUCUAUUCCAAUCAGCCAUUCAGACACUGCUCAGGGUCCGUCUUGGGAGGGUGCAGGCAUUGCUCCUCAUAUCCCAGUGCCCGCUGGUGCCGCCCUCGACACAGCAAAGGGCAUGCUCAACAAGCAUUUUUCCGGCCAAAAAUAA
Messenger RNA from Danio aesculapii, 1887 nucleotides. RefSeq names its product retinol-binding protein 3-like. Gene Ontology annotation, molecular function: serine-type peptidase activity; retinol binding. NCBI's taxonomy places the organism in Eukaryota, Metazoa, Chordata, Actinopteri, Cypriniformes, Danionidae. Gene Ontology annotation, biological process: proteolysis. The record is from RefSeq and is a predicted model, not a curated record. Bases 40 to 1887 code for a protein of 615 amino acids. The transcript is spliced from 4 exons.